This is a messenger RNA of Phlebotomus papatasi, 2471 nucleotides long. RefSeq lists its product as uncharacterized. NCBI's taxonomy places the organism in Eukaryota, Metazoa, Arthropoda, Insecta, Diptera, Psychodidae. The transcript is spliced from 3 exons. The record is from RefSeq and is a predicted model, not a curated record. Bases 119 to 985 code for a protein of 288 amino acids.
GUUUUUGUGUGGAGAGUGUCAAGAGUUUUGUCAAUUUACACAAAAAAGUAGGAAAAUUUUCACUAAAUUGCACAGCAACUAAACUUUCUCCCAACCCCGGAAGUUGACUGGAAAAAAGAUGGAGAAGCAGAGAAGAAGAAGAUAUCUGGACAAACCCAUGAAGAAAUGGACAUGUGAGGAAGAAAAUAAAAUUCUGGACUACCUAAUUGAUCAUCAACCCAUUGAAACCCCAACUGGCAGGGUCUAUUAUGAGAAAUUGGUGGAUGCUCUCAAUUGGAGUACUGAGCCCAAUUUAGUUCGAUUUAAGGUCAAUAAUAUGCAGAGGAGUUACUACAAGACGCUGGAAUGGAGACAAGCGACCAUUGAAAGUGGAGAUUAUGAUGAUGAAAUGAUUAAAGAAUACAUCAAGAGACGCUGUCCUCACUUCAAGAAACUGGGAAUCCUCUACGCGACAAAUCAAAAAGCCCAGAAAGCCCUACUAAAUGCAUCAAAUAAACAUGAAGGACCACAACCACCUCAACCCUCCACAGAUCCCAUGGAAGAUAUGGACAGCCCUGAAGCUUCCACAGAUAUGCUGGAAGUUUUCAAAGUUGAAUAUCAAGAGCCAGAUUUGAAUUGGGUGUCACAGUCCUCAAGCCCAGAUAAUACCCGUGUCCAAGACCCAUCAAUUGUAGAAUCAACGGAUCCCCUGAAGGACCUAGACAAUGCUCUCUAUGCCAAAGGAACCUCCAAAGAGGCAAUGGAGCUCAAGAAGGAGCAGAUAUCUGUGCAGUGGAUGAAGCUAGAGAUUGAGAAAGAGAAGCUAUCUAUCGUCAAGGAGAAGAUCGCCCUGCAGCGAUAUCAAGCCCAGGAAGAGGCCAAAUACAAAGUCCUGCAGCUUGAGCAGCAGGAACGGAUAAAAAAGCACCAAAUUGAUAAGGAUACAGAGGUGAAGAAAUAUGAGCUGUCGCUGAAGUACAAAUCGGAACUCAAGACUGAAAUGUAAAAGAAUAUUACUCACGAGUCUUCAAUAAAAACUUCCGGGAGAUUGAGAAAAGGCACGAAGGACAGAAAAUUGCUUGUUUUAAUCAAACUUUUCUCCGGACCACUGAAAUUUAUUAGCGGCAUUUGACAGCCAAUCAGAAGCUUUCGCGCCAAUAUUCCGCAGACUUGAGCGACCUCUGUCAGAAAAAUCUGGAGGUAUUUUAAAUCAUAACGGACACAAACAUGGCGUCUUGAAAAUAAGCUUCAGCUUCCGGGAAAUCUUUUAAAACAUGCUACAACCAUUAAAAAUACACAAUAGUACAAAAUUUCUUUAUUAAAUCUGCUUUACAAGCUUUGAGAGAAAUUGUGCAUAUUAACAAGUCGCAGAGACAAAUGUACAGGAUGAUUAAUGGGGGGUGAGGAUAUUAAAUUAGUGCAGAUGAAAACUCCCUUCAGACCAAACUGGAAGCCCCAACAUUGUAAACACGCGUUCGAUUGGCCGUGCCCCCAAGAUCGCUGUCCGUCUGCCCCGAGAGACUCGGACUGGGCCCAUGGGAGCUCCCACAGAUCUUGGUACUGUAGCCAGAAUCAUUGUUCAUAUCCCGCUCCAGCUGUGCCUGUUCCAUCAUCUGCUGCUCCAUUUCCAUUUCCACGAGAUUGGCAUACCCAAAUUUCCUCGCUGACAGCAGUUUCUCUCUCUGCGGCAUCACACGAACAGGAUUAUCGUACUCCGGCUGAACCAGGAAGUCAUUCACAUGAUACGGCAGUGGAUUGCGAUUGCGUGAAUCAGAGAAACUCGUGAUCAUCUCAUCUCCCGGAGCUCCAUAGCGAUUUUUGUGGGGUAAUUCAUGAAAAUAGGCAUCCUUGGGAAUCAAGGCUGUUCGAUCGAAAUGUGCCUGACCAUUAGCUGCCCAGGUGGUCUGUCCAUUCGGCAGACAACCAUUAGCCUGGCCAGAUUGACUCAGACCCGACCGAUAGUUGGCUACCUGAGGCUGUGCUCGAUGAUAGGUAAGUGGCAGGAGAGAUUCCUCUAUGUGCUGAUCGAACACCAUGCCAUUCAUCUGGUGCGUUGGAUAGAAAUUCUGAGACCCAUCGGGUUCCAUUUCUUCAUCCUGAUGCUCAGGAUCAUCCGGACCGUCCUCAUCACUGCUCUCAGACUCUUCCUUCACGUGCUGCAAAAUUCAUGCAUAAAUUUGAAGGUACUUCACUUUUACGCCUACAGCGCCCCUAGCGUCAUUCUAGUGAAGCUGAGACAUACCAAAGAGUUUCCCAUCACUACAAAGCGCCUUUAACUCAAAGCAAAUAGAAGCAAGUAGAAGCAGAGAUAGGCCAAAAGCAAAAGUGUGAGCUUACUCCAAUUUAGUGCAAACCUUAGGACCUAGGAAAGUCCCAAAACCAAGUCAUAACCUCUUAAAUUUUACACCCAGCUUCAUGCCAAAUGAAGCGAUCACAGAAUCACAAAUAAAGACAAAAUUAGUUAAUUUCUAUGACCUGAAAAUUAGUUAAAA